AGGGGGUGAUGGAGGGGGUUCGGUUCGGGGAUGGGGAGGGGUGGGACGUGGAGAGCAAGAGAACGCGCGUGCACACACACCCUGCCUCUUGGGUUUCUCCUCCUGAGCCUGAGUGUGAGAGGAAAUCUCGGGGCUUGGCUCUAUGGAGAAGCGCUCCACGGGUCAGGCUGCCUCUCCAUCCCCGGCAGCCAGCGGUGCCGGCGUCCGAAUCCGUUCCCUUCUCUGCAAAGAGUCCUAGUGAACUUCCCAGCCCGGGGAGACCGAUCCAGCCGUCCUGCCUUGCAGAGAAGGAAAGCCCAAAAACCCUCGACACCCGCCGCCCCUCUUCGGAGGCUGUCACCGCCGAGGCGCUCGGAACCGGAAGGGGACGCUUUGGGAAUGACCAUGCUCCACGGAGGGACGAAGCCGGCCCCCAGCUUCUUCACACAGAGACUCCUCUACUAAAGCUCCAAAAAAAUUAAAAAAAAAAAAAGCCAACCCGUAAUUGCCGAAGACUCUUUAAAUACAUACAUUCGGGCCAGUAAUCUCACAUGCACAUGGAUAAUGACUGUGGAUUCUGCAUUGUGAGGCGCUCUCCACACCCCGAGAUCCCCCUCUGCUUUACAUUUUUGUCUUUGAAUUUGCAUCUCUUCAAGAAGACACAAGAUUAGAACCAAAUUUGCGCUACACUGGAUUUUAAAUUUUCUUCCGUUCCUUUAUCCUCCGUCUUUCUUAUGUGGAUAUGCAAGCGAGAAGAGGACCCUGGAGAUUCCCAACAUGCUCGCUCCCUUAAUCUGUCCGCCUAGGGGUUUGGCUUCUACAAACCAAGAGAGUCGACGAGCUGAAGAUGAAGCCCAGCGCAGAGUGCUGUUCUCCCAAGUUCUGGUUGGUGUUGGCCGUCUUGGCCGUUUCGGGCAGCAAAGCUCGUUCCCAAAAGAGCCCGCCCAGCAUCGGCAUCGCCGUCAUCCUAGUGGGCACUUCAGACGAAGUGGCCAUAAAAGACGCCCACGAGAAAGAUGACUUCCAUCAUCUCUCCGUAGUGCCCCGGGUGGAGCUGGUAGCCAUGAACGAAACGGACCCCAAGAGCAUCAUCACCCGGAUCUGCGAUCUGAUGUCUGACCGCAAGAUCCAGGGGGUGGUGUUCGCCGACGACACGGACCAAGAAGCCAUCGCCCAGAUCCUCGAUUUCAUUUCUGCUCAGACUCUCACCCCUAUCCUGGGCAUCCAUGGGGGCUCAUCUAUGAUAAUGGCAGAUAAGGAUGAGUCCUCCAUGUUCUUCCAGUUCGGCCCAUCCAUCGAACAGCAAGCUUCCGUCAUGCUCAACAUCAUGGAGGAGUACGACUGGUACAUCUUCUCCAUCGUCACCACCUACUUCCCCGGCUACCAGGACUUCGUGAACAAGAUCCGCAGCACGAUCGAGAACAGCUUCGUGGGCUGGGAGCUGGAAGAAGUCCUCCUGCUGGACAUGUCCCUGGACGACGGCGACUCCAAGAUCCAGAACCAGCUCAAAAAGCUCCAGAGCCCCAUCAUUCUCCUCUACUGCACGAAGGAAGAAGCCACCUACAUCUUUGAAGUAGCCAACUCGGUUGGGCUGACUGGCUAUGGCUACACGUGGAUUGUGCCUAGUCUGGUGGCAGGGGAUACGGACACGGUCCCCGCGGAGUUUCCCACGGGCCUUAUCUCUGUGUCCUAUGAUGAGUGGGACUACGGCCUUCCUGCCAGGGUGAGGGAUGGCAUCGCCAUCAUCACCACCGCUGCUUCCGACAUGCUGUCCGAGCACAGCUUCAUCCCCGAGCCCAAGAGCAGCUGUUACAACACGCACGAGAAGAGGAUCUACCAGUCGAACAUGCUGAACAGGUAUCUGAUCAAUGUCACCUUUGAGGGGAGAAACCUGUCCUUCAGUGAAGACGGCUACCAGAUGCACCCGAAGCUGGUGAUAAUCCUUCUGAACAAGGAGAGGAAGUGGGAGAGGGUGGGGAAAUGGAAAGACAAGUCCCUGCAAAUGAAAUACUACGUGUGGCCUCGAAUGUGUCCUGAGACUGAAGAGCAAGAGGAUGACCAUCUGAGCAUCGUGACCUUGGAGGAGGCGCCGUUUGUCAUUGUGGAAAGUGUGGACCCUCUCAGUGGCACCUGCAUGAGGAAUACAGUCCCCUGCCAGAAGCGCAUCAUCUCUGAGAAUAAAACAGAUGAGGAACCAGGCUACAUCAAAAAAUGCUGCAAAGGGUUCUGUAUUGAUAUCCUUAAGAAAAUUUCUAAGUCUGUGAAGUUCACCUAUGACCUUUACCUGGUGACCAAUGGCAAGCAUGGAAAGAAAAUCAAUGGGACCUGGAAUGGCAUGAUUGGUGAGGUGGUCAUGAAGAGGGCCUACAUGGCAGUGGGUUCACUAACUAUCAAUGAAGAACGGUCAGAGGUGGUCGACUUUUCGGUGCCCUUCAUAGAGACUGGCAUCAGUGUCAUGGUAUCACGCAGCAACGGGACUGUGUCACCUUCUGCCUUCUUAGAGCCAUUCAGUGCUGACGUGUGGGUGAUGAUGUUUGUGAUGCUGCUCAUUGUCUCUGCUGUGGCUGUCUUUGUCUUUGAAUACUUCAGCCCUGUGGGUUACAACAGGUGCCUAGCUGAUGGCAGAGAGCCAGGCGGCCCAUCUUUCACCAUCGGCAAAGCAAUUUGGUUACUCUGGGGUCUGGUGUUUAACAACUCCGUACCUGUGCAGAACCCAAAGGGGACCACGUCCAAGAUCAUGGUGUCAGUGUGGGCCUUCUUUGCUGUCAUUUUCCUGGCCAGCUACACUGCCAACUUAGCAGCCUUCAUGAUCCAAGAGGAGUAUGUGGACCAGGUCUCUGGCCUGAGUGACAAGAAGUUCCAGAGACCUAAUGACUUCUCACCCCCUUUCCGCUUUGGGACUGUGCCCAAUGGCAGCACAGAGAGGAAUAUCCGUAAUAACUAUGCAGAAAUGCAUGCCUACAUGGGAAAGUUCAACCAAAGGGGUGUAGAUGAUGCAUUGCUCUCCCUGAAAACAGGGAAGCUUGAUGCUUUCAUCUAUGAUGCAGCCGUGCUCAACUACAUGGCCGGAAGAGAUGAAGGCUGCAAGCUGGUGACCAUUGGAAGUGGCAAAGUCUUUGCUUCUACGGGCUAUGGCAUUGCUAUCCAAAAGGACUCCGGGUGGAAGCGCCAGGUGGAUCUCGCUAUUCUGCAGCUGUUUGGAGAUGGGGAGAUGGAAGAACUCGAAGCUCUCUGGCUCACUGGCAUUUGUCACAAUGAGAAGAAUGAGGUUAUGAGCAGCCAGCUGGAUAUUGACAACAUGGCAGGCGUCUUCUAUAUGUUGGGGGCAGCCAUGGCUCUCAGCCUCAUCACCUUCAUCUGUGAACAUCUGUUCUAUUGGCAGUUCCGGCAUUGCUUCAUGGGCGUCUGCUCUGGCAAGCCUGGCAUGGUCUUCUCCAUCAGCAGAGGUAUCUACAGCUGUAUCCACGGAGUAGCCAUCGAGGAGCGCCAGUCCGUGAUGAACUCCCCCACCGCCACCAUGAACAACACACACUCCAACAUCCUGCGCCUGCUCCGCACAGCCAAGAACAUGGCCAACCUGUCUGGGGUAAACGGCUCGCCGCAGAGUGCCCUGGACUUCAUCCGGCGCGAGUCCUCUGUCUACGACAUCUCUGAGCAUCGCCGCAGCUUCACGCAUUCAGACUGCAAGUCUUACAACAACCCUCCCUGCGAGGAAAACCUGUUCAGUGACUACAUCAGUGAGGUAGAGAGAACCUUUGGCAACCUGCAGCUGAAGGACAGCAACGUGUACCAGGACCACUACCACCAUCACCACCGGCCGCACAGCAUCGGCAGCACCAGCUCCAUCGACGGGCUCUACGACUGUGACAACCCCCCCUUCACCACGCAGCCCAGGUCAGUCAGCAAGAAGCCCCUGGACAUCGGCCUGCCCUCCUCCAAACACAGUCAGCUCAGCGACCUGUACGGCAAGUUCUCCUUCAAGAGCGACCGCUACAGCGGCCACGACGACCUGAUCCGGUCGGACGUCUCGGACAUCUCCACGCACACCGUCACCUACGGGAACAUCGAGGGCAACGCGGCCAAGAGGCGGAAGCAGCAGUACAAGGACAGUCUGAAGAAGCGGCCAGCCUCGGCCAAGUCCAGGAGGGAGUUCGACGAGAUCGAGCUGGCCUACCGCCGCCGGCCGCCCCGCUCCCCGGACCACAAGCGCUACUUCCGGGACAAAGAAGGGCUCCGAGACUUCUACCUGGACCAGUUCCGGACCAAGGAGAACUCGCCCCACUGGGAGCACGUGGACCUGACCGACAUCUACAAGGAACGCAGCGACGACUUCAAGCGAGAUUCGGUGAGCGGAGGGGGCGGGCCCUGCACCAACAGGUCCCACCUCAAGCACGGCGCGGGCAGCGAGAAGCACGGGGUGGUGUCGGGGGUGCCAGCCCCCUGGGAGAAGAACCUGACCAACGUGGAGUGGGAGGACCGGUCCGGGAGCAACUUCUGCCGCAGCUGCCCCUCCAAGCUGCACAACUACUCGUCGACGGUGGCGGGGCAGAACUCGGGCCGCCAGGCCUGCAUCCGGUGCGAGGCCUGCAAGAAGGCCGGGAACCUGUACGACAUCAGCGAGGACAACUCCCUGCAGGAACUGGACCAGCCGGCUGCGCCCGUGGCCGUGACCUCCAACGCCUCCGCCACCAAGUACCCUCAGAGCCCGACCAACUCCAAGGCCCAGAAGAAGAACCGCAACAAACUGCGCCGGCAGCACUCCUACGACACCUUCGUGGACCUGCAGAAGGAGGAGGCGGCCUUGGCCCCGCGCAGCGUGAGCCUCAAAGACAAGGGCCGCUUCGUGGACGGCAGCCCCUACGCGCACAUGUUUGAGAUGCCAGCUGGUGAGAGCUCCUUUGCCAACAAGGCCUCAGUGCCCGCCGCCGGACACCACCACAACAACCCCGGCGGCGGCUACAUGCUCAGCAAGUCGCUCUACCCUGACCGGGUCACGCAAAACCCUUUCAUCCCCACUUUCGGGGAUGACCAGUGCUUGCUUCACGGCAGCAAAUCCUACUUCUUCAGGCAGCCCACGGUGGCAGGGGCGUCGAAAACAAGGCCGGACUUCCGGGCCCUUGUCACCAAUAAGCCGGUGGUGUCGGCCCUCCACGGGGCGGUGCCAGCUCGUUUCCAGAAGGACAUUUGUAUAGGGAACCAGUCUAACCCCUGUGUGCCUAACAACAAAAACCCCAGGGCUUUCAAUGGCUCCAGCAAUGGACAUGUUUAUGAGAAACUUUCUAGUAUUGAGUCUGAUGUCUGAGUGAGGGAAGAGAGAGAGGUGUCAAGGUGGGUACGGGAGGGAUAGGGCCAUGGGCCGCGUGGUGCGCAUGCCAUGGAAAGAGUCGGGGGUGAACUUGGCUCCCAUUUGCUUUUUUCUUGUUCUUUUCAUUUCUCUAUGGGAUCCCGGAGUUGUGGUUCCUACUGAAGGCAACCCUCGUGGCCAGCGCCAUUUCUCCUCCCUCGCGCAGUUCCCUUCUCCCCACAUCUGUCCCCCCUUCUUGUUCCCAUGAGAGGAUAGACCUGGCCUCGGUGUGGGAGGAUGGAGAGGAGACAGGAAGUGCUGCUCUUCUUCCGAGCGCAGAAGGGCUCUGGGCCAUCCGUUUUGAGUGGGGCUUUCCCGAAGCUGCUGUCUUUGUUCAGGCCAGGAAGCGACAGGGGUGCUAAGGAAGGCCAUCUAGCCUCCUGUCCGUAAGAGAGAAGAGGCUUUUGAUAAAUUCUUGCUGCAGGGUUGGCAUCUGCCAGGGGACCACGUACCAAGCGGAGCAGGAAGUCAUUUUGUGCUUAUAUAUAAGCCAAAAAAAGAGCGAGAGAAAGAGAGAGAGAAAGAGAGAAAGAAAGAAGGAAGGUUGUUUCAGCUCCGUAAGCCUCAUUGGUGGUGAGCCAAGGGGAAAGGCCAUUGGUAGAAGAGGGAGUCUGAACAAAGUGGGUAGUUCACUGCGAUAGUGUCCCACGGAGCAUUGGAGGCAAGAGUAUGGAAUUAUGUCCACGUACACUUGAACCCACAUGAAGUCAGAUGCCUCUGAAUAUAGCAAAUGAAACCUUGACUGGCUGCUUCCUUCCACAUACUUAAGCAAUGUGCUUGUUUUGGCUUACGGAUAAACUGAUGUCACAGGUUACCUGAAUUUGGGCUAUCUCUCCCUUUCUUUGAGUGAGGAUGAAGGUUCAUGACAAAGAAGAUUCUUGUAUUGUAGGAAAAAAUAACAAAAGAAGAUGGAACUGAGACAAGCCUAAUAUGGUUUCUGUCAGCUUGGCAGAGAAGUUUUCAGUAAGCCGUAAGGGAAAUCGAAGCAGCCACGAGUCUUUUACCCAUACUCAGAGCAAAAGGUUCCAAAAAGAUUUCUUAGGCCUUUGGCCCCUUAACUGGCUGAGGUUUUGGGGGAGAACUCUCCAUAUAAAGCUUUGAGGAAGAGAGUCACUGAAGGAAGCUAGGGUAAGUGAGAGAGGGGGAUGUUUUCAGCGCUUUGAUCCCUUCUUACUUAACCCAGAGCUGAAAGAGCAGGCAGAUUUCCCCAGGACUGGCAAUAAGUGACAGAGGGUAGACAAGAGAUGAGGAGGGCAGGGAGGAGAAUAAGCUUGUCCCCAAGGAUAGUCUCUGGCAGCCAGAGAGAAAGAAAGAUUUAGAAGUAGGGGUCUGGCUCCCCAGGAAUGAGACUUGAACAAAUGUGAACACCCCUGAGAGAAGCCUCCCUCUUCAGCAACCCCUGUUUCCCUCUCAGACUGUACUACUCAACAGUAAAUGUGUGUGUGUGUGUGUGUGUGUGUGUGUGUGUGUAAAACUCCAGGGAUCGGGGUGCUAGCAGGUGUGAUACCCCUCACUUAAAGUUGGAAAAUUAAGAAGGGAAAUGAAUAUCUGUUGCUGCCCAUCCUGAAACUUGGGGUAGGGGUGCUCUGUGGGUCAGUUGUGCUGUCCUGGCCUCCCCUCACACGGGGCGGCAUCCAAAGAGCCCCAGGUCUGUUUGGAAGCUUGACUGCAGGAUCGCCUUGUCGCACACAGGACGCAUAAACCAGAAAGGUGCUUACCCUCCUCUGGAACGAAGCUGCCCUGUCUCCUCACGCCACACCUUCCCGGGACGCUUCUUGCCUCCCUGGUCGCCCUGCCUCACGACCUUCCCUCCUCCCCCACCCUUGACUGCUGUCUCCCACCUUCCUCCUUGAUUUUUACCUCAGUAUCUUUCCUUUAAAAGCCAACUGAAGGCCUUGUUUUCUUUCCAAAAUGAACGUGGGGACAAGGGGCUGAACCUCUCAAGAGUUUGGAGAGAGGAGCACGGAGGGCUUCACUUUAGGUUCCAGGAGAGACUCUGAGAGAGGACAGAGGGCGUGAGGCAUCUCCCGGAGGAAGAAGGAGAAGGGCCAUAGAAACAUUGCUUCACUCUGGCUCUGUCCAAGGGCCAGGGGCUCAUCCCUCACUCUUCCUCUUACCUCACCCCUUUAAAAUCAAAAACAAAAACAAAAAAAAAAAACCACAAAACAAAAAAACCAAACCAACUAACCUAGCGAACAGCAAUCUAGAAAACAGGGGGCUCUGAUGGUCUCCACAGGCCACAGAAAUCAAGAUGGUGUUUAUUUCAUAUGUAAAUAUUUUGUUUUCUAAUUAAUUUUGUAUAGAUAAAGUGUUCUCCUGUGAGUAUUCAGGGUGUUGAGCUGGAGGGAGUGGGGUGGGGACGGGAAUGAGGGGGGAAUUGUUUCAUUAUGGGUUUUCAUUUUCCAUUGGGAGGAAUUGUCUGAUAUGGCCUUUGCUUCAGAGUGUCUGGAAAAAGAUAAUGGGAACAGAAGCCACUACGGUGAAUCAGCCAGGGGAAAGUCAUUUAUGCCCAUGCCCCAUCUCCAAAACCUGUCUUCCUGUGAAAAGUGAUCAUGAACUUUGGUCUUAGUUUUACUGGUCUAAAUCAGCAUGAAGCACAGUUUGGUGUGACUCCUAUCUUCUAGGGAGACCAUAGAAAACCAUCACUCUGCAAGACAAGCUGGUGGCAUUAGAUUUUCCCCUGUCAGAACCUGGGCUUACAAAGGUUCCCCAAAGGGCUUGAAAAAGAACUGAGGUCCAGUUACCUCCCAUUCUUGACAUGGCUGAGAGGUUUCAGGAAGCUGGAUUCCAAGGAAUCUCACAGAAGCCUUCUCUGAUGCUUAACAAUCACCUUGCCAUUCUGAUCCCUUUUGCUCUAUUACCUGAGCUCUGACCACCCCAUCCCCCUACCUGUACCCACCUUUAAAAAUGAGCACUUCAGGCACGCCCAGGAAUUGUCUACUAAUUCUACUUACGCAUGUGGUUUCAGGCUGCAGAGGGAUAGCAAUGGAUAGAUGGGUCUUACAGAUUUGCAUGCUUUUCUAAAAAAGGUCACCAGAUUCCCUCAAAACUAGCAAGGUAGCUAAAAUUACUUUCAGAAAUGGGAAAGUAUCAAUGGUGACUAGGGACAGUAAUCAAUGAAGGCUUUAUAGUUGCCUUGUUCUUGUUACUGCCAUCAGGAAGGUGCUAUUUAGUUCAAGUCAGGUUUCCCAAAUCUGUUUUGGGGUUAACCACACAAAUUGAAUCUCUUUCACUAGAUUGCUGGCUUUGUGAAAGAUAGCAGCUUCUUUCUCUCUCUCCCUCUCUCUCUGUGCCUCGCUCUCUCUGUCUGUCUUCCUCUCCCUCUCCUUCUCUCUCUCCCCUUCUCUCUGUCCCUCUUCUUCUCCCUCUCCCCCGCCUUUCUCCCUCUCUCAUUCCUAAAUUGAUAUACUCAGUUUACUGCACUUUCUUCCCUAUCCUCCUGCCAUCAGAGGCUGUCAUCUGCAUAAUUUAACUAUCCUAACCCCCUUAUUUGGCCUCAGUUAAUCAUCUUUCUCCAACUGAAUGCUUGAAUUGGGACCAAAGUAAGGUAUUCAUGGCCUACUCUAGAAUGAGGAAAUGAAGUCUGUCAAGUUUUAGAUAUGAAAUGCCAUAAUAGCAAGUCAGUCACAUACAUAACAAUUCAGCAGCCGUUCCCAUCUCCAUCACUGAUGGAUAUGGAACAAGACCUAAUCCAUCCAAAACUGUGAGGUUCUGCAGAGGCCUGAGGAGCAUCUUGUGUUCCAUGGUGUCCUUCAGAAUCCAUGCUUUCUCUCAUGAGUGCUCUCUAUCUUCCACCGUGGAAGUGGGUUGAUGGGUAUGGUCCCACAUCACUCCUUUCAGUGGCAACGCUGACCUGUCAGCAUGCCCAGUGACCUCAAUAAUUUGACCCUUGAAUUUGGCUGAAGGAAGAUGUGCACAACCCUUUUAGAGUGCUGCAUGUACAGUGGACUUUGUUAUUUCCAAGUUCUCACUGUGUACACACAGCCAGAACUCGGGAACUCUCCCUAAUGUGUAUUCCCUGGUACUGGCCACAGCCAUUUUGUGAUUGGGGGGAAAAAAAAUCCCAGAUGAUCCCAUUAAAUGUUGUUGGUGUCAGUAGUGCCCAAACGCAUGUGUAAAAUAUAUACCGUGAUGUGACUAUCACUCACCCAGUCUUCCAUGGCCACGAGGAAUUGCCCCAGGGAGAAUUCUCUGCAGUGUGCUGGUCACCUGCGCCUCUCAUUUAAGGUAGGGUUUCUUUUGUUUGGUUUUGUUUGUUUGUUUGUUUUAGUUCAAGAUUUAGGGACAGAUUAACUGUAAUAUUUGGGCAAAAGCCUUUGGAAAAGCUAUUCCUGAACCCACUUUAUUAUUAUUAUUUUUGAUCACCAUUUCUGAAAAGGCCCUAUCCUUGCUUGGCACCUUGUGCGUGUCUGCUUUGGUGUGCUAGGAAUGAUUCACGUGUGCAUAAAUGAUGUGAUGGCAGUUUAUUGGUGAAUGUGUUUGGUGUUUCUGGGCAUUGUGGCCAUACUGUAUGUUCCCAAAGCCAUAUAGAAAAUGUGUGACCUAGGGGCUGCUAAAACACUAUGGUAUUGCCUUUGCUUUCUUCACUUCGGUGUCAGAGAGUUCUCUUGCUGCCUAAGGAAUUCUUUACGGGCAAGAAGCAGCCUAAGGCAGUUGGUCAUACUGGAGUGGAUCUGGCCUUAGCAAUGGCAAAUGACCCAUGCUUUGAUCCUGAAAGAGCCUGCCAACAGUUUCCCAGAGGAAUUUACCACACCAGGGCUGAGCUGUCCACCUGCUGUUGAAGGCAUUCCCAGGAAGAGUGACAUAUUAAGCCAUAUUAGCAAUUUGUACAUUUAAACACCUAAUCUACACUAGGAUUUUCAUUCCUUUUCCUGGGAAUAAGCUACACUAUCCCAGCAGGAGAAAGCAACAAGAGCAUCAUGAGCAACAUGGCAGGAAGAAAGGAGAGAGGGUUCAGAAAACUAGUCAUCUAAGCCAUGCUUCAUCUCUACCUGUUUAGUUAAGGCCAUGGGACCCUGGCUUAGGAGUUCCACAUGGGAAGUAUUUUCACCACACAGUCAUGUACAUAGUUUAUAGAUAGCUAAAUUUGACACCAUGUAGGGUAGGAAAGAAUUGUGACUCAGGAAGCAGAAGACAGGUGCCUCUCCUCAAAUGCAAUAUACUGAGUAGAGAGCAGCAAAGAAAAACGUCCAUUCAUACUUAGUAUCUAAUUCAUUGGUAUACUAUUAAAAAAAUCAUGGAAUUAUCUGUUCUUUGUUCCACAUUCUAAGCUUUCCUAUUUUCCUUCCCUGUAUUCUCUGUGAAGGAGCCAAUUGACCCUCAGGUGCUAUUUAGCCUGUGGGCCUAUGAUGUGGUUGGGCUGACACGGAAACCCACAUUUGUCAUUCAGAGGAAAGCCUUAAUUCGGAGGGAAGUUUGUGCUUUCCCCCAUGCCUUGGAGAAAGUGAGGUUUGGGGGCUCUAGGAAGCAGAACAGAAGCAAGGGGAAAUGACUUUGCUUAGGAGUACUGGGUUGUCAAAGCAGAGCCUGGAAUGGGUGGGAAACAUCAGGAAUCUUGUGCGUUUUUCAACUGCUGUAUCCUUGUGCAUUGACGUCAGAGCUAAUCAUUGGAAGCCGCUGAUGAUGUUCUGCAUCUUGGGUUUGCUGGUGUGCCUAGGAGUGGCGGUGCUAAUGGGAACGGAGAGUGGAAAGUAGAGUGGAUGGUAGCAUUCCUCACAGCCUUGGGAUGCUGGUUGUAGGAUCUGUUUUGGCAAAAGUCAAAGUGCCAUUUAGUGCAAAGAUCAAUUAUAACGAAGAAGCACAAUUCUAAGUCCACUAUAAAACUAUUAUUUUAAAUAUGUGGCUUCCAACCUGAACUCUGUUUAUCAGUUAAUAAUUAUUUCAAGGUUGUGAUUUAAGGGGUGGUACAGAAAAAAAAAUUAAAAAGCUCUACAUAAAAACAUAAGUUAAAAUAAAUGAAUGUCUAUUGAGCAUUUAUUAUGUUCCUGAGCUAGUGCUGAGAAGUAUACAAAAAGUUUUAAAGUGGAGAAUGAUAUACUCAUAUAGGAUAUGCAAAUGCAUAAGCAUAAAAUAUUUAAAUAUAUGUAUUAUGUAUAUAUAAAUAGGUGUGCAUAAAUUUCUGUGAUUAUACAUGCAGGUUUAAUAUUUUCUGGUUUUAGGGUUUGUGUCAAAGAUAUUCAUUAUGUUAUUUAAGAAUACCACAGAGAUUAAACUCUCCACAUCAGAGCCAGGCCUUGACUGCUUCUUCUGGAAUUACUACACAUUCCAGAGCUAACACUGAGAAAUUCCCUGUCAGGUCACAGACUUGCAUUUUCUUCACUCAUCUUUGCUAGCUUCUCAACUGAGUGUUCUUCAUCCCCACCAAAGUCCAGCUAGAGAUCUUUUUGAGGUAUACUUCAGACAACAGGAAUUUCCCCCUUGUUGCACUUUCACUCUCUUCCACACAGUAGAUUGCACUUAUCUCAAAACCAACUCUGGCAACGACCUUUCAGAAGAAAAUCUUCUCUCCAUUCGAUUGGACUCCCUGGCUGUCUCUGUUUAUCUUUGCUCUCCAAGCCUUCUCAAGUGGGUAGACUUUCUUCACAUCCACACCCAAUGCCCACAGCUUUGCAGUAGUCUAUAAUCUACUCACCUACAAACAAUGAACAACAAUAUCUCAUAGAGUGUCUUGCUACAAAACCCAACACCAUUUUUGUUUCCCUGCUGUUCACCUUAGACGUUAACCCGAGCUAAGCAUUGGAAGGCUUAGCUUCUCUGUGAGCUCACUGCUUUCUGUUCCUGCUCAGCCUUGGCUUGCCGUGUCUUCUAAGUUUGACUCUACAUGUUAACUCCUCAUAUUCUUUCUGACUUCCAGAACAUUCGUGAAUUUCAAAUCUUCACUCUUAGACCCUAAUUUUCUUUUCAGCUUAGUGUGAAUAUUUCUAAUCACCUCACUUCAGAUUGACCCAAAUACCCAGGUAGACCCUUUAAACAAACAUAAUUAGCAACAUAAUUAGGUCUCCUUCAGGCUAAUGGUACCAGUAUUCUGUCACCACACUAAAGUUUUGCCUCUUUCCUGUCCCUGGUUUUGCACAAGUAAUCAUUUGGGAAACCUCCUAAUUGUUGUUCUGAAGUUUUUUGUGCCUCCAUUUCUCAUUCAAGCUCUUCCCUCCCACCAAUUAUUUCAGCGUCGUAUAUCAUUCUUCCAGGAGGUUAUAUUUCAGUCUACUUUCAUCAGUUUGCAUUUCUUAACCAUAGUGAGUUCAUGUCAUCCCUAACCCCAGAAGGCAAUUCUCUCAUGAGCUUCUCUGGCCAUGCUUUUCCAGCAGGCAGAUCUGAUGGUCACUUUUCUUUGUGUUCUUCUUGUCAUAGGACAGUUAAAUUGCAAACUUGUCUUUAUCAUUCCUUAGCCAGCUAGAUUGCCUUGUACCUUAGACUUCUCUUUUCCCAAAAUGUCCUGCUCCCAACUCUCUUCUCCCUCAUUUCUUGCAAAUCCACUCCUUCUAUAUAAGUUUUCAAAGACAAGGAUAAAUAACUACAGCAUCAAUUUCCCUUACAAUCUGUGUACAAAAUAUAGGCAUUUUUAUAAAUGUCCAUGACAUUUAAAUUUUAUCUCCUGGGUGGCAACCAUCAGAAACUGCCUUCACAACUAGUUAUUCAUGUUAUCUUCCCUGUAGAUUCUUAACAAGCCAUGCAUUUACUAAUUUUUUAUUUCCUAUAUUAUCUAACAAGUGUCCUAUAUAUAAAGGGUACUAGUGAAUAGUUUAUGUUACAAAUAAAAAUAGAAAGGGAGUUCACUUAAUUUUAAUUUACCCACAGUAUGUUUCAAUCUGUAGGAAUACAUAAGGGUGAAUUCUUUUGCCUACCAACUUCAUGUUUCUCUUUUUCUCCACACACAGCCUCAGUAAUGGAUUAAUGGUGCAUAUGUGCAUUUCCAUGUUGUUAUUUCCAAUGGGAAUUCGUAUUUUUUGAAGUCAUGGUUCAUUCUCUGAAGUCCUUCUUCUUUGACUGCUUAAUGGUUAUUAAUGUGUCUCUGCAGUGAUGAGUAUACACAAAGUAAAUGUCAGAAGGAUAGACCAUGAUGGCUGUUGAUCAAAUGUGAGGUAUCAGGAUCUCCCAGAUGCUGUGAGUAGAGCUGAUGUCUAGACAUUUCCCUGUCCUGAAUGAGCCUAGCAUGACCUAUACUGGGAUUGACUUUGUUUCAAGAGUAAGACAGUUUGGGUUCUUUAGACAUUUUCACUAACAGGAGGGCUUUGUUACAAUACAUGUUCACUACUCAUGGAGCUUUGUGAAUGUUAAGAAGUGGUCCAAGAGGACCAGUGGAUUUCACUGAGUUCUGGAAGUUUCCACCUUUGUAAGUGGGUAGGCCAGGCCUGUGGUCAGAGGCUGUUCGUUCUGCUUCUGCCCUUGUCUUGAGGAUGACUCUCUUCUCACCCUUUGUGAGGCUUUUUGGCUUUGAGGUUAUUUAAACAUCACUUCUGACAUGUAUAUCUCAAGUGAAAAUAUGUCGGAAUUUUAAUGACUUGUUCCAGUGAGAAUUCUAGUGUCUCAAUUCCUCUUUUCUCUGUAAAUAUGAUUAGAGUCAUUGCCCUAGGGGAUAGAGUAUCACUCCUGGCCUGAUGACCCUCUUGUUCCUCCACUCUUGAUGUAGUCUUCCCCUUUUCCCUUGGCCCCUCAGUUUUACAUAACAACCUAAGCUAUUUGUUCUAGUUAGUGUCUAUCUCUGUCUCCGAAGGAACUCUGGGGGCUGAUCCUGUCAUUUUACUUAAGCUUGUCUGGUACCAGAUAAUAUUUUCUUUCCUUCUCCUGGCCAAAUUCCUCUAUAAAUCUCACGAUGUCAUGGUCAUGAAUUAUUCUCCUUUGGGAGGCAUCUUGUGCCACGGAGUGCUAAUUUAAAGCAUGCUGUAGUGAACCUAACACGAAUAAGUUACAGGCAGUGACAAGUCCGCUUUUCAGAAAAACCAGGCAGAGUUCAUUCUUCAUCAGGACAGGAAGAGGUACACAGAUUAUCGUUGGCAAGCUGGGGUGAAAUUUGUGAUGCCUUGGGAGGUAUAUAGCAAAGUUAAAAUGUUACCUAUAAAGGGGUAGAGUUGUUUGGGUUUUUUUUGUUUGUUUGAUUGGUUUUUGUAUUUUCAGCUCUAGUUGCCGUAGAUAGCAUUAAUGCUAGCAAUGGGAUAAUUAACAUUUUAGAGCAAGGCCCAUCUCAUGAUAUUGUGAGACAUUUGUUUUAAGCAGUGAAACAGACUGGCACCAACUAGUAGGUGUGUGGGGAGACAGUUGUUCUCUCAAAGAAGGGCAUCCAUGAAUUUCUGCUGUGCCAGUGCAUGGAUCAACAUUACAUGCGGUUUUACAUGAUUGUUUUAUUUUCUUUUUCUUUUUAUUUUUUUACCAGCACCUGUAAAAGAUAAUGAAGGCAAAUAAUAAGAGGCCCACAAUAGGACUUUCCUUCGUGUCAUAAGAAGAGCUGAGGACCUUUUGGUUCCUGCCUUUGAGGGUCCCUUCAGGAAGUAGAAAAUCCCCAAAAGACCUGACUUGAGGAACAUAGCCUCCCAGAUGCCCAUCCCUUUGGUCACAACCAAUUUGCAAAAACUCACCUUGAUGUUGAAGCAUGAUUUCUAGUUGUCUCCCAGAUGAGGAGAGAACUGUUCUUUUUGUUCAGCCCUUUUGGUUGUAACCUGAGAGGCAAAAGCAAGGCAGGUUAAAAAUGAGGGAUAUUACUUCCUCAUGGCUCAUUUUGAAGUAGGUGGGAACUUUAGGCUGUUUGAUCCAUUGUUGAAAAGCCAGGAGAAGAGUCCAGAAAAAUCUAUAUACCCUGAGGUAAGGAGGCUGGACCCAGCCUCAUCUGUAAAGUCCCAAAUGCUUACGGGCAAUGUGGUGACAUGUCAUGCCUGAGUCAGCGUCCUGGUCCUUUGGAUGACACCCAGAGAGCUGCUUCUCACCACCGUGGGCACAGAGGGCACAGCCUGUCUUACCAGCCUUGCUGCCCAGUGUGAACCUUGGUGAAUCUGCCUGCCUCUGCAGAAGGAGGCUCACAGUGCCAGCAUCUGACGGGGGUGGACUGCAGGGUUGUGGCCACAGUGAUAUGAAAGGUGCGCAGUGGCUUGCUCCCUUCAGCUAAUGAUAUUACCUAUCUCCAGAGGGAUUCUUUGGAGCUACAAAAGCAAGAGAUAUAUCUUCCUGAAACCUCAGUUCUAGUUGGACUAGUUUAUGUAGCUGCCAUUGCCACAUUUUAAUAAAAAUUAUUUAAUUAUCAGUAAUCAUUUUCUUUCAAAAUCAGGGCUAUUUUAGCACUCCCUUUGGAUGUGGUAUAAGACACAUUGGCAAGCGAGAAAUGAUGCCACUUUGCUGCCUCUGUCUAAAUUCUAGUCUCAACCUUGUAAGUAGUUUUCAUGUUCUUCACACAGUUGCAUGUAAUUAGAUGAGACCUUCACCGUGAGUACCCUCCUGUCAGUGCAUCUCAACACCACCUCUCAAACACACGCAUGUGUGUAUGCACACACACACACACACACACACUAUUAGGAUGAGAAGUUGAGAUAGAGAAUAUUAAUGGAUACAUGAUAUCUAAUAUUUCUAAGCAAGAGCCUGACCAGUGUAGUCCUGUCAGGACUACACCCCCAACUUGCACUUUGAUGACUAAGAUGUACAUAACUGGGCACCUUAGACCAGAGAAAAUAGAUCAUUUUGUCACAGUCCUUGAGACUCCUAGAUAUUUUAAAUGACCAGGACAUUGGAUUCAGUUAUUGAGUGAUAUGAGUUCAGUCCUGGUAACAGGCAGAAGAAAUCGAUCAUUAAGACAUGGAUAGCUGCAGAGAAGGUCCAGCACACUAGCAGUUUCUAGCAUGACAGAAUUGCCUUUUUGGAAAAGGAUAAUGUUUGUGGAAUCACCAGGAACUCACUCAGAUCCUUACCGUAUUUGGUCUCUGGUAUAUCUAAGUAAACCAAACUAAUUAGUAUGAGAUAAAUUUAACAUCACCAUUUCUCCAGAUGGCCUCCUUUGACAAGGAAAUGUGGCGAGUUUUAGUUGUACGGAUGAACACACUGAAGUAUGGGUGCAUUGGAACUCAAAGCUUCUAUUACAAAUUGUCUGGAUGUUGUGGCCCCGUUCAUCACAGGAAGUCAUGCUGGGUGCACUCUCCUCCUAAUACCAAGUUUUUAAUACCUGACAACAGAGAGAAAUCAUAAAACCCAGGCAGAUGGAUUAACCAAAUCUUUUGCACAAAAUUCAUCUUCCCAGAUCCCCAAGCUGCCUACCUCCCAUAAUGCAUUAGUCUACAGAAACCAAUCAGAUAGUGGAACAAAGCACAAAUCUGCAAAACAAGAGAUAGAAGAAUGUCUGUAAUGAAGGAAAUUUGAAGGGAAAGCCAAGAUAUUUAAAUUUUGUGAGGUAAGACAUGGGGAAGAACUUUCACUAUUCAAAUUUGUAUAUGGAAUGUGAUGAGCAAAAAUCUCCCAGAUUGGUACCCUAAAAAGUGAGCUGUUGAGAAUGUGUAUUAGGUGGUCAUAGAAUGCUGAAGGUGUCAGUAGUUUGGGCCAGCAUGUAGGGCAGUCAACCUCAAAACAGAAUCAUUUCUAUUCUUUUCCUGGGUAAUUAUAUCUAAUUCACCUGAUACCAGUAAAUAUUAAGGCAUGAGUCGAUUUUGGAGACAUUGGAUUCAAGAAGAGUACAACUCGCAUAUGCAAUGAGCUUCUGAUGAAAGACUUGGUGUCCCCCACAACUGUAAUAAAUAAUGAUUGGCUGCCUAAAUCCUGAGAGAAAGGGAGCAGGAACAUUUGCAGGAAAUAGUUGUAAGACUUUGAUUUUGCCCCAAGAUUAUAGUGGAAAAUUGUUUAACAACCACAGCUGAAGGAUUCCCACAACUACCUUCUCUUGCAGCCUACCUGCUCACUGAUGAAUGGAACCAAGUUUGGAAGCAACCCACUUUUCCAGAGGCGAGCUUUUUUUUUUUUUAAUUUAUAUCUCAAGAGAUUCUGAUCCAUAUACAGACCAUUCUGCUUCUACCAAGAGCAGUGAAAUGCUCUAAGUUAACGCAGGCUUUAACCAAUUUAAUCAGUCUGUCUUGUUCCAGUGAGGAAGCUGGAGGAAAAUGGAAAGUGCGGAGUGGGAAGAAAUCAAUAUCACUUUCAUAAUGAGGGUAUCUCAAGAUUCUAGUUCGAGUGCCUGGAGUGGGAAGAGGAGGAAAUUACUCAGUCCCAGGCAUGGGAGGAGGAUUUGAGACCACCAAAUGAAUGCUCCUCAAACUGAAAGUUUAAAAUCAAGUUGGCAACAAAUAGUACUUCUCUCCCACUCUUUUGCCUCCUGAUAACUGGCAUAUGAUCAUGUUGGUAUGCAUAGCAAGCUCAGAAAGAGGGCAGCCCUAUUUAUUCUUCUACCUUGAUAUUGUAAUGACUUCAUCUUUCUUAUGAGUUGCAUUACGUAUAUGAUGAUGCUUCUCACUAACAGAUGAAACAGGGCCAAGAUCUGAUGGGUGUUGGAGCCUCUUAUUCCCCUGAGAUGACCAUCCCCUCUCUGGUGCUAUACUCUUAUUCAUUGUGGGGUAGAAUGAAAAAAAGAUUCAUAGGACCCCGAGGGCACAGAUGGAGAAUUACUUAAUUGGAACCACAAAGCUCUUGUGCUUAAUAUUAAAUAUUAAAGUGGAAAUGAAAAAGGCAAUCCUUAAGCACAGCUGCCCACAGUACAGAUUGGGGAAGUGCUGUGGGAAACGUUUUAGGAAGUACGUCCUUAUCUACCCAAGGCCAAAGCAGCAAAACUCAAAGUAUAUACUGAAUCAGGGUAGCUUCAUAUUGUGAGGGAAUUGUAGCUGGCACGGAUGCAUCCUGUGCAGAGAUAGAAGUAGGUAAAAGUUUAUUUCAGAUCCUAGGACUCUCUCCUCUGCAGCAGUGUCUGCAUGAAACUAAAUUCCUUGUCACUGACCUUGAGAACAGAAUGUAACUCCCUUCAUAUUGUAGACUGGUUUCUUCCCAAGCCAAGCCUGCCCUCUGGUCAUUGAACCCUGGAGUAACAUACAACCUUUCCUUAGACUCUUGACACCUGUCACUUCUAUUGAAGAACAAUCAUUAAAAUCCUUUUGGGUAAGGCCUGUUGGAGGAAACUAGUUACCUGGGUGGAGGUAGGAAAUGGGCAAUGAGUUUCAACACCAAGAAGAGAGGGCCCCUGGGGAAACGUGUGUGCCUGAUAACUUGUUACCUAAUCAGAAAGCCAGAGGCUGUGUAGAUGUGCAACAUCUUUCUUUCAAUGGAUGGAGCAUUACUAUACUAUUCUCUGCAUCUUCUGCUCAUUCUCCUUUAGGGACGCCAAUGUGCUUCUCUUCCUAAAGAGAUAAAUCAGGCCAACACUAAAACCCCAACCUCCUCAGGCACCUAGCCCGCUGCCUAUCUUUGUUUCUUUUGCAUAUGGUCUACCACAUGAUGAAGAAAUCCUCACAGCCAUCACCAAUCAAGCAACAUACUAGCAAAAUACAAUACAGAAAAUCACCAAGAAUGAGCAGAAUCGGUGUGUUUCAUUUAAUCCCAGUGGUCUUUGAGGAAUCUUAUUCUGUCUGUCUGUAAUCCAUCUCUCUUCUGAGGCCCUUUCCCUUUAAAUUAUUACAACAUAAAUUUCACUGCUUCGCGUUUGACAAAAGAAAUCAUAGCUAUGCUAGGAAAUUGACCCCCAAAUACUCAUUUUUAUAGCCAUUGAAAAGUGGAUUUUACAGUUGAUGAUAGCUUUUCCAGUUCUUUCCAUAGAAAUCCUUCUCUACUCUCUGCCUCCUGCCGUAUCUCCCGACUCCACUUCUUGAUUUUGGUUUCCCUCCACCUUGUUCUCCUGUUACAGAAGAUGCACUCCUUAAAUGGAAUUCUUACUUAAACAGACUGCUCAGAAAAUGAUCUGAGAAUAAUUUCUCCUUGGUUUUCUUGUUAAUUUGGAAAGAAGGAGUUGAAAGAAAAUAGUAAGCAAGAAAGCAAACAAGGCCUUGUCCUCAAAUGCUUCAACUCAAGGUCAAGUGCUAAGAAAGUAAGUGCCCUCGAGUGAGAGCUAGGGGAUCUGUGAAGGAGAGGGAUGUGCUCUGGAAUAUUAAGCAGCCACUGAACAGGCCCACAUGGGCUUUGGUCAAGAUGAUUUCUGUGCGCAUGAAGGCAUUAAUCUCUCACUCUUGCUCUCGCCCUAGCUCCAGCCCUCCUCCCCACAUCCUUCCUUGACUCUGUCAUUUCAAGGCACAAGAUCUGUGUCUGGAGAGUACUUGUUUUAGUGCUUUAAGCACACUGAUGAUGUGGCAGCAUCCCCAGCUCUCCUUUGCCCUAGGUACAGUGGAAGCCAAUGCUUUUAUCUCUCUGCCAAUGAGUUGUUGCAUGUCAGUUCUGAAGUGUUCAUAAUCUGUGCUAUUAAAAUGAGAGAAAAAAUAGUGGGAAAUAAAAUCCGUGACAAGGAGAACAGAGCACGGUCCUGAAAUAAUGUUCUUUGCCAAGCUGAGAAAAAAAAAAUCUAGAAGUAAAAGAUAAGGUGUAAAAGAAACGGAAUAGUUUGGAAGACAAGAGAGGGUACUAUUCGUACCAAGAUGGUCUGAUUAUCCCCACUAAAAAAAUACUGUCUGCCACCCCCCACCCAUGAACCCUAGUGGAAGGAAAAGCCUGCUGCCGCAGACUGCUCAGAAAUGGAGGCGAGCUGACUUUAGAAACAGUCACAGGAUUUCUUGCAGGGAGGUGCUGAUAAGCAAUACACGGUGACUCUUCAGAAACUCAUCUACAGACCUCAGGGCAGCUCCUUACUGACCAUCUCUAUUUUCCAGUCUAGAUUAUUCUGAAUAGAAGAGCCACGUGCUCACUGUAAUUGCAAUUACUCGAUUUGAGAAGCCAAAGGGCACAGGAGAGAGGAAAAUAUAUCAAGAGAAUUGAGUUAGCUUAAACUUUCUUAUUUCUUCUUCAUCUUCAAUUUUAGCAUGGCCUGACUCCACAAAGUUAGGUCACCUUUGAGAGAGAAGAAUCUUUUAAAUAAAAUUAUAUCUUCCCAUCCCAGUGAAAACACCAAGUUUCAUAAUCUGAUUACUGUUUACUCCAGAAAGGAAAUUGGCAGAUUCAAUUACAAACAGGCAUUUUACAGAUUGCCUUAAUCCUGAUUCUUACACACAUUGACAUGGAAUUUACUGGCUCAGGUCUGAUCUUUUAAGCUGUUAAACCUCAUUGAAGGAAAAUAGAUCAUGUGUUCCUGAACCAACUUAGUUAAAAGCAUGAAGUGAUGCUCCCAAUAUGCCAUCUGUUAAUUCCACUAUAGCAGAAGGCAGCUGGAAAGUAGGCAACAGACGAGGAACAACAAGGGAACAGAGACCAACUGAUUAAUGAGACUUAGGGUCAUUUUUUGAUUAUUAAAAAUAAUAAUGAACCCAAGGUCAAUUCUUAGAUCCAAAGUGAGCAGUGAGCAGCUCUGCAUUUGUUAACUUCAGUGUUUGCUUAAAUAACAGAUAUCUAGGGUUUUAAGUUUAUUUAUUUUUUCCUCUGGGGAGGAGUCUUAGUGGUACUUUCUGUUUUACUUUACUUUUAAUUGAAAACUGUAUUCGGAGAACAUUCUUCUACAGUUCUAGGGCAUGCUUAUCCUUGCAAGGCUGCUGGCUGAAUUAAAACCCUAUGCCAGGACAGUGUAGGUGCCGGCAGUGAACACAACACUGUCUGUAUCUUUUGAGGUUCAUGUGUCACCGAGAGAAAAUGUUUCAUAAACAACCAAACAACCAGGUGGAAAGCAGAUUAGGCAACUGGAUAUCCAAGCUUGAAGUUGAGGGCCCAGGGAGAGAUUUUUUUUUUUAAAAAAACAGCCCAUUUUGUGAUGACCAGAAUGAUCCAGUUGAGACAGGAAAUUGAUAGUGCUUAGAAAGAGAAGAUGCUGACAGGAUGAGUAAAUGGGGAUGGAAUCCAAUGCACCAACAGAAGGCUGGAUGUAGGAGCCUGUUGGUGUAUGAUAGAGAGACUGUGGUAUUGGACAAGGAUGUGAGUAGGGAGAGAGGCUUGGGAUAAUGCCUGCUGUGACUGAUGAGUCUCCGGUGAAAAAAAAAAGGAGUUCAUCAGUUAAGAGUGCUACUUCCAAGACUGUUUCAGUGAUCAGUCCAGGCAGAGAACAGCUAGAAUCGCCCCAUCUACUUGAUGCUAGAUUUGGCCGCUGCAGGUGUUCCUUUAAGGGAGAGAGCUGAAACGGUCUGAAAUGGCACUGUCGAACAAGGAGUCACCUCUAGACUGGCACCAUGGCAAAUGUGUGACAGGAAAGCACAGUGCUCAGCAGGAUGUCUGGGACCUCAAGGAAGAGCCAAGAAGGUGACAGAAGUCAUUGUGAAGUGUGUGACGGGGGGAGGGCCAUGAAGUCACGGGGAGGAAUGGAGGCAAGGAGGGAUGGAAGACAGGGUGCACUAGGUGUUGGACGUGCUCUUCAGAAUGGGCUCCUCCCAGCGGCUCUCCCAGGUUGGGUUUAUGGGUAGUUAAGGUCGAUGCUGGUAGUAAAAUGGCAAGGCUGCAUGUGCCGGACAAGGCCUGACCAGCAGCGUGUGGCUUGCUCCUGGCUGGCUCAUCAGUAACCCCCAACCCACACCUGCCUUUUACUCUCUUCCAAAUUUCUGCUGCAAAAGUCUGCUUUUGCUUCUUCAUCUGCUUGGAGUUCAAUCCUCCUGCCUCAGCCUCCUGAGUGCGGAGAUUACAAGCAUGCACACCCGCUCCUGGUUCCGCUCGGCAUGUUGCCGUGGAUGGUAGUUAGAUGUGACCACAAGGAGCGACUCUUCGCCUCCAGAAAGACCACAUUUCACCAUAAAUCUUGCCCUUUCUGCUUUAAAAGCUUCCGACUAAGUUGCUGUCCUUGGCGGGGGGGGGGGGGGGCAUCAGAAUUCUUUGUUCUUAUUUAUCUUACUCAUUGUUCAUCUUUUAAAAGAAAUCUAAGGAAUAGAAAACAGAUUGCUUCUGCCCAGUUCUGGCAAAUGAAGAUUUCCUCCGACUGAUCAUUUUUAUUUUCUUUUGUGACAGAGAACAAUAGGCCUGGAGCAUUAGGGAAUGAUCAGACAUCCUUAAGAGCUUUGGAGGGGGAGAAAUUUUUGGAUGAUUAGGGUGACUGGUUAGGGAAGAAGGGUUUUGAGUGAGGCUCCUGGGCAAUGGGGAGGAGGAAGUACUUUGAAAAAAUAAGAAAUCUGACCAAAGGAGGUAGCAGAGGGCAUGGGGGUGGGGGGCACUGCGCAGUAUCAGGGAGAUUUGGCAAGCAUAAAUUAGAUCUUGCCUUCUCCCCAACAUUCCACAUGACACCAGCGAUAGACUGGUCAUAACUUAUUUCCCGGGCCUUUAGAGAAUCGUAUUUUGAAGAGACAGUGGGCAUUUCUACUGAGCUGGUUCUCCCGACCCAACAGAAUCUUGAACAGGGGACAGGGCACAUCAUAACUUCCGUGGCUGGUUCCGAGUCACUGUUCACUAGUGAGCACUCGCCCUUCAGCUCUGUUUUAUCCUUCCCGCCGACCCUCUCAGAGAUUAGCUGGUGUUCCCAGGGGCUCAUCUAAUACCUGUCUUCAGGUCUGUGUUGGAAGAGUAUGACAGCCAACUCAAGGGCUCAUUCCAUGCUUUACGCACCAGCGCUGGCUAGAACUCCCUUAGCAAAGACUAGGGAAGCAAAAGCUGCAGGGGCGGGGGCGGGGUGGGGGCUCCUGGAUGCUUUCCUUCCUGCCCAGCAGGAAUCCAGCCUUUCAAAACCUUAGCUGAACACAGCUUGGCUUCCAUCUGCGGAGACGUCCCUGCUUCAGGCGGUCACACCAACUUAAUUGGGUAUGACUGUGUAAGAAGUUGCGGGGGGGGGGGGGGUUGAACAAAGAGAAUUUUAUGGGGGAAGCUUUGUGACCUGGUGACACCCCCCGCCCCCCAGCAUUCGUACGUUAGAGCGUCGCUGGCACCUGCGGAAACACAGGGAGCUAGCUGGAGUGUUAGCAGGGGACCAGAGAAGACACAGACUAGGACGAGGAACUCUGACCUGCAGGGAGAAUCUCUCUUCUUCCAGUGCUCUAACAGUUCCCUAAGUACACUUAGCCACAAUGACCGAAGCAUGUGCGCGUGUGCCCCUGGGUGUGCGUGUGCGUUUGAGCAGCAGUGUGAAGGGGUGGAAACACGAUACACACCCGCAGCGGCUAGGGCUGCGGUGGCAGAACCACACCCCUCCCAGAGUCAUUCCAGGAGUGGGUAACGGUCAUAGCUUCCCAGGUGUGGUGUUCCCUGCACCGGAAGCACUCAGGCUUGCCUGGACUCUGUGAGGCCAGAUCCCAUGUUCCUCCCCCCAGGCCAGCCUUCCUCCCUCUUGACUCUUAGAUCCCCCCCCCGACCUCCACCACCACACCCCCAGCCCAUUCACUUCCAAGUUCUUUUAGGUUUGUUUGUUUUGUUUUUGUUCUGUUUUCUGUAAAUAUCGAUUUCUUAUUUUGGACAUGCAGGGAUCAAUUGAGAUUCUGGAGUGGGGGGAGGGGCGGAUGACUGGGUCUUUUAUUUUUUAUUUUUUUCUUGGAUUUUGGUGUUUGAACUUGAAAAAAAAUACUUACAAGUAUAUAUAUAAGCAAAUGACUUACCUUUAACAAACAAAAUAAGUUGAUUUCAUUCUUUUGUUUUAUCUUGUUUCUCAUUGGGGUAGGGUGGGGGUGGGGGGUCUUUAGGGUGGAGGGCUUUUUUGUGAGCUGUAUAGAUUUCCAGUUUGGACUUGUUCAAAUGAUGCAGGAACAAAAAUUAAAAUGAACUAAAAAAAAAAAAAGACAACAUAAAAAAAAACAAGAAAAACCUUUGUGAUGUAUAAAA
Meriones unguiculatus (Mongolian gerbil) is the source of this 24067-nucleotide messenger RNA. RefSeq names its product glutamate ionotropic receptor NMDA type subunit 2B (gene Grin2b). The transcript has 15 exons. Gene Ontology annotation, biological process: synaptic transmission, glutamatergic; monoatomic ion transport; long-term synaptic potentiation. The coding region runs from base 827 to 5281 and encodes 1484 amino acids. The record is from RefSeq and is a predicted model, not a curated record. Gene Ontology annotation, cellular component: postsynaptic density membrane; plasma membrane; NMDA selective glutamate receptor complex. Gene Ontology annotation, molecular function: NMDA glutamate receptor activity; transmitter-gated monoatomic ion channel activity involved in regulation of postsynaptic membrane potential. Lineage: Eukaryota; Metazoa; Chordata; Mammalia; Rodentia; Muridae.